Limanda limanda (common dab) is the source of this 4339-nucleotide messenger RNA. RefSeq names its product adaptor related protein complex 1 subunit beta 1 (gene ap1b1). Gene Ontology annotation, cellular component: membrane coat; clathrin adaptor complex. The record is from RefSeq and is a predicted model, not a curated record. Gene Ontology annotation, biological process: intracellular protein transport; vesicle-mediated transport. Gene Ontology annotation, molecular function: clathrin binding. NCBI's taxonomy places the organism in Eukaryota, Metazoa, Chordata, Actinopteri, Pleuronectiformes, Pleuronectidae. The transcript is spliced from 22 exons. Bases 43 to 2940 code for a protein of 965 amino acids.
AUUUAGCAUCAGCUUCAUUCAGAAAACCCCUCCGCUGCCAACAUGCAGGAAUGGGCGAAUCAGCUCUGCGAGAAUCGACAAUUUGGAUCCAAGAUGACGGACUCCAAGUACUUCACCACCACCAAGAAAGGAGAGAUAUUUGAGCUCAAGGCAGAGCUGAACAGUGAUAAGAAAGAGAAGAAGAAAGAGGCUGUAAAGAAGGUCAUAGCGUCCAUGACAGUUGGCAAGGAUGUAAGCGCUCUGUUCCCAGAUGUUGUGAACUGCAUGCAGACGGACAACCUUGAACUGAAAAAGCUGGUCUAUCUCUACCUGAUGAACUAUGCCAAGAGUCAGCCGGACAUGGCUAUCAUGGCUGUAAACACGUUUGUGAAGGACUGUGAAGACCCCAACCCUCUCAUCCGAGCCCUCGCUGUUCGCACAAUGGGCUGCAUCCGUGUGGACAAGAUCACGGAGUACCUCUGUGAGCCGCUGAGAAAAUGUCUGAAGGACGAAGACCCAUACGUGAGGAAGACAGCCGCUGUGUGUGUGGCAAAGCUCCAUGAUAUCAACGCCCAGUUGGUGGAGGACCAAGGUUUCCUGGAUACCCUCAAAGACCUCAUCUCUGACUCCAACCCCAUGGUUGUAGCAAACGCAGUGGCGGCACUGUCGGAGAUAGCAGAGUCUCAUCCCAACAGUAAUCUACUGGACCUGAAUCCCCAGACCAUCAACAAGUUGCUGACAGCUUUAAAUGAGUGCACAGAGUGGGGACAGAUAUUCAUCCUUGACUGCCUGGCCAAUUACACACCUCGUGAUGACCGUGAAUCCCAAAGCAUCUGUGAACGUGUGACCCCACGGCUCUCGCAUGCCAACUCGGCAGUGGUGUUGUCAGCAGUAAAGGUUUUAAUGAAGUUCAUGGAGAUGCUACCCAAGGACUUGGACUACUAUGGCACCCUGCUGAAGAAACUGGCUCCUCCUCUGGUCACUCUGCUUUCUGCGGAGCCCGAGUUGCAGUAUGUGGCACUAAGAAACAUCAAUCUCAUCGUGCAGAGACGCCCAGAGAUCCUGAAGCACGAGAUGAAGGUUUUCUUUGUAAAGUACAAUGACCCAAUCUAUGUGAAACUGGAGAAGCUGGACAUCAUGAUUCGUCUAGCGUCUCAAGCCAACAUCGCUCAGGUGCUGGCUGAGCUGAAGGAGUACGCCACCGAGGUGGAUGUGGACUUUGUCCGUAAAGCGGUCAGAGCCAUUGGCCGCUGUGCCAUCAAAGUAGAGCAAUCAGCAGAGCGUUGUGUCAGCACCCUGUUAGACCUCAUCCAGACUAAGGUCAACUAUGUGGUGCAGGAGGCCAUCGUGGUCAUCAAGGACAUCUUCCGCAAGUACCCCAACAAGUAUGAGAGUGUGAUUGCCACUCUGUGUGAAAACCUGGACUCCCUGGAUGAGCCGGAGGCCCGUGCUGCCAUGAUCUGGAUCGUGGGAGAGUACGCUGAGCGCAUUGACAAUGCUGAUGAGCUGCUUGAGAGCUUUUUGGAGGGAUUCCACGAUGAAAGCACUCAGGUGCAGUUGCAGCUUCUGACGGCCAUCGUCAAGUUGUUCUUGAAAAAGCCCACUGAGACCCAGGAGCUGGUGCAGCAGGUUCUAAGUCUGGCCACACAGGAUUCUGAUAACCCAGACCUCAGGGACCGCGGCUACAUCUAUUGGCGUCUGCUCUCCACAGACCCUGUGGCCGCUAAGGAGGUGGUACUGGCUGAGAAGCCCCUGAUCUCAGAGGAGACGGAUCUGAUCGAGCCCACGUUGCUGGAGGAGCUCAUCUGCCACAUCGGUACUCUGGCCUCUGUCUACCACAAGCCACCAAGUGCCUUUGUGGAGGGCAGCCGUGGCGUUCAGCACAAGAGGAUCACUGGCAGUGUUGGAUCUGGUGAGAGUGAGAGCCCAGAGACAGGUUCUGCUGCUGGAGCUUCUGAGGCACCUCCUGCUGUCAUCCCAUCCCAGGGAGACCUCCUUGGAGAUCUGCUUAAUCUGGACCUGACGCCUCCUACCACCACAGGACCACCACCCCCCACCUCUGGCAUGCAAAUGGGUGCUAUGGACCUACUUGGAGGAGGAUUGGACAGCUUGCUUGGUGGAGACCUUGGAGGAAAUGCUGCUAUGGGGACUGGUUUCGGCGCUCCAACUCCAGCUGCAAUGCCUGCGUCUUUCAAUGCCCCUGUCAGCGGUGGUCUGGAUGACCUGUUUGAUCUCGGUGGAGGAGUUGGUAUUCCUACGGGGGUGAACAGCGCACCUAAAACAAUUUGGCUUCCUGCCAUGAAGGCCAAAGGUCUGGAGAUAACUGGCACUUUUGCCCGCCGUGCCGGGGUCAUCCAAAUGGAGAUGACCCUCAAUAAUAAAGCAAUGAGUAUCAUGACUGAUUUUGCCAUCCAGUUCAACAGAAACAGCUUUGGUCUUGCUCCAGCUGGUCCACUCCAGAUUCUCACUCCUCUCGGCCCAAACCAGAGCAUAGAAGUUGCCCUUCCCCUGAGUACUGUGGGCCCUGUUAUGAAGAUGGAGCCUCUGAAUAACCUGCAGGUGGCUGUUAAGAACAACAUUGACGUAUUCUACUUCAGCUGCCAGUACCCCAUCAACAUGCUGUUUGUCGAGGACGGGAAGAUGGAGCGACAGGUGUUCCUCGCCACAUGGAAAGACAUUCCGAAUGACAAUGAGUCCCAGUUUCAGAUCAAAGACUGCCAUCUCAACUCAGACGCAGCCUCUAACAAACUGCAGGGCAGUAACAUCUUCACCAUAGCCAAGCGUACAGUGGAGGGUCAGGACAUGCUGUAUCAGUCCAUGAAACUCAGCAAUGGAAUCUGGGUGCUGGCCGAGCUGAGGGUGCAGGCAGGAAACCCAAACUACACGGUCUCUCUGAAGUGCAGAGCUCCAGAAGUUUCCCAGUGUGUGUUCCAGACCUACGAGGCCGCGCUGAAGAACUGAAGAACCCCAGUUUGUUGACCCGGCCGCCCCCCCUCACCUCCUCCUCCUGCUCGUCCUCACCUGACCCCCGCACCAUAUUACGAUUGCCGCAGUGCAGGAGCCAGCGCCUGCCACGUCGGGCCUGGAGACUGCUUUGCUUCAUUCAGCUGGUUAAUGACCUACUGUCUCAUUUUGAACCGUGUUGUUUUUUUUCUAAAGAGAUGUCUGGUUCACUUUGUUCACACCAUAAAUUACACAACAUAAUGCUGUGAUGAAUUGUGUGAAUGAACAUAUUUGAGACUCUUCCCCCCCCCCCAACCUUAAUUAAUUUGCAGACAGACGGCUGUGACACUUGUAUUCCCGUGACUGUUUUCUCUGCAUGAGGCUCUUCAAUCAUGAUCUAGCCCGUCUUCUCUGCAACCUUCAGUCUAUUUUUAGCAUCUGCAAUCAGCAGGUGAAUCGACACUGUGGGCAUAUUUAUUUUGGGUUACUUCCUAUUUAAACACAGCAUAACAAAAAGCUUUAACUCUCCUCAUCCCUCUGCGUGUGUGAAGUGGAAGGUGGCUGUCAGGGUCAAAUAUUUACAAACUACACUAUUCUCGUCUUUGUCAUUUUACAGUUUUCUUUAGUAUCCGUGUUUGGAUCAGAUUCCUUCUUUUCUGCUGUCCCCUGAAAGCAGAACGACUGAUGUGCUGUGUGCAUGGAAGCUGUCAAUGUGUGGCCAUUUUUUUUUAUUUUUACAUCAAUAUCUGCACAGUUUAUAGACAAGCAGCAGUUGUCCACUCACUGCACUCUUACUUAAUCAUUCCAUGGUUUGAUUUGUGUCCAUAUUCUUGUUGUGUUUAUAGUCCUGUUAGUGCGGCAAACUGGGAGAGAGCCUUGGGCGUAAAGGAUUUUGUAUUUGCGGCUUUCGCCUGCAUCAGUGGCAGCCACUCGGGCUCUCUCUGCCACUUUGCUAUUGCUUCAUCCUCAUCGCAGCUUUUCAAGCACCAUGGCCGCCUGAGAUGAAGGCUCAGGUUAGAACUUAUGACGUCCUGGUUUGUAACACUUGUGAGUGCACAUGUAGGUAGCGCACACUGGCUUAGCUGAAACCAGGCUAGAACAACAUCCAGUAACGCUGUUGUACCCCACAGACUCUAAAGAUUAAUUAUAUUCCUUCUCGAGUCAUUACACCCAAGCCCUUUUUAUCGACUGCGGGAUGUAUGCACCUACGGUAACACCUCACGCAGAUUACAACAGAGGUGGCUGUGUGUUCUGAGUGUGUGUCUUUGUGUGUGGUGACGGCUGAUUCAUAUGAAAUGCUGUUUUAAAAAAAAAAAGAAGUGUUUAAUCAGAUGUUGUUGUUUUUUGAUUGAUAUGAUUUUGUUCAUUCUGUGUGCAUCAUCUGAAAAAACAACUAUUAAAAGACUUGAUAAAUUCA